AUGGGUGUGAUCAAUUUCGAGAUCGAUGUUGCAACGGGAAGAGCUAGAGUGAGCAGAAGAGCGACCUUCUACGCGGCACUGGUCAACAUAACAAUCUUCAGUAUGAUGCCGCUGAUGGUUCGCAUUAAUGUCUGGAGUCACUUUUGGAAGGAAAUGAAUGGCUUCCAUGAAUACGUGUUCCUGGUCGCCAUGUGUCUGCGCAUUGUCUGUGUCUUUGUCACGAUGUUGAAUCGCUGGUGGGAACGUCAACAAAUUAUCAGUUUGAUGGGACACUUUCGCCGAUUGGUUUUGAAGCAACCCCAAGUGAGGAAACUUUGGCGACGUGGAGUCAUUAGCAAGUUCAUCUCAGGUGUACUAACAGAGCUUAUGCAUGUAAUAUUGGCAUUAUAUGGAUUGCGAGAUAGUCUCAAUCUUGGUCUGACUCUGAGCGUUGUUGCUUUGUAUACCCUGUUAGCUCUACUCAAUAUUAUUCUGAGUCAAUAUUACUUCGCUCUACUCACUAUUCAUGGACACUACGUACUGUUUAAUGAGGAGCUUCGUUCGAUUCUGGCGGAAACUCAAUCCAUUGAGUUGGAUCAUCGCAUAGGAGUGAGAAAUCUCAGGAGCUGCGCUUUGGCCGAUCGCAUGGACAGCUUGGCCCAUCUGCAAGCCGAACUGCAGACUCUAAUACAUCGGAUGACUCGAAUAUUUGGUAUACAGUCCCUAUGUAUGGGUAUCAUCAUUUACAUCACCUUAGUUGGCGGUAUUUUUUACACCUUUCUGAUCAUUAGACACGACUCUAUAAGCAUCGACUUGUUCAGAAGCGAUCAUUUGCUGCUGCUUGUCAGCAUAUUUUGUUAUCUUGUCGACACUCACAUCACCUUCUCAAUUACAUAUGAUCUGGAGGAUCAGCAUGCUGCAAUGAGACACCUGAUUGUUCAGAACACGUCUUUAUCUUAUGAUUUGGAUAUGCGUCUACAAGCAACAUUUGAGAGUUUUCAGCUGCAGUUAGUGCGCAAUCCUCUGAAACUCACAGUUAUGGGUCUCUACAAUAUUCACCGUGGUUUUAUCGUGGCAAUGUUCAGCUCGAUAGUAACAAAUUCCCUCAUCCUAAUACAAUACGAUAUAAAAAACUAUUGA
Molecule: messenger RNA, 1119 nt
Organism: Drosophila innubila
Lineage: Eukaryota; Metazoa; Arthropoda; Insecta; Diptera; Drosophilidae
Product: putative gustatory receptor 59d
Exons: 2
Coding region: 1-1119 (372 amino acids)
Biological process (GO): sensory perception of taste
Cellular component (GO): dendrite; axon; membrane
Molecular function (GO): sweet taste receptor activity
Source: RefSeq, a predicted model, not a curated record